This is a messenger RNA of Pestalotiopsis fici W106-1, 2250 nucleotides long. RefSeq lists its product as uncharacterized. Lineage: Eukaryota; Fungi; Ascomycota; Sordariomycetes; Amphisphaeriales; Sporocadaceae. Bases 1 to 2250 code for a protein of 749 amino acids. Gene Ontology annotation, molecular function: microtubule binding. Gene Ontology annotation, biological process: microtubule cytoskeleton organization; mitotic spindle midzone assembly. The record is from RefSeq and is a predicted model, not a curated record. The transcript has 3 exons. Gene Ontology annotation, cellular component: mitotic spindle midzone; cytoplasm; spindle.
AUGGACGCAAGCUACCUUUCACAGCAGGUGAACACCAUCAUUGGCCAGCUUCAUGGCCUGUUUGAUGAGAUUGGUGUACAGCCUCAUGAUCGCGACGCAAGAGAAGCCGAGUUGUUCUCGGCUCUGUCAGAGACCUUGAAUAACCAAGUCAGACAGGUUACGGCAGAAAAGAAGGACAUGAUUGAGGAGGCCAACCGCACCAUUAUAGUCAUUCGCCAGAUGGAGCAAUCUUUGGACGAUGCCAACUCAUCACGUAGCCGUCGUUCGAGCGAUGACCUCAAGAUCACAUAUCCCCUGACAAGAUGUCUGGCUGUGCUCAAGGAGAAGCAUGGCCAGGUUGCUCGGCUCCAUCGCGAGCGAUUCGAGCAGAUCAAGAAACUUGUGAUAGCUCUCGAGUCAUAUUCCUCGCAUCUCGAGUCUACCUUUGUCAAGAUCGCCCUCCCGCCGACGGGACCUAACCAGUCACUUCCGCCUUCUUUCGAUCUCUCCUCAAGCUACGUUGAACAGCUCGACAAUGAAUUUACCAGAGUCUAUGAAGAGUAUGCUCGCCGCGUGGCAACCGUCAAGGCUCUGUCGGAGCACAUUAUUACUCUGUGGUCAGAACUCGGAACCCCGCAAGCUCAGAUUGACGGUGCAAUUGUUAAGUACCACCGCGACUCGCCCGAACAGCUCGGUCUGCACGAAGAAGAUAUUUCGAGACUACGAGCAAAGCGAGACAAGCUCGUCGAUGAGAAGAAGGCCCGGGAGAAACGUCUUAGAGACUUGAAGGUUGCUGUUGAGGCACUGUGGGAGAAGCUAGGAGUUGAUGAAUCGGAUCGUAAGGCGUUCCUGAAUAGCAACCGGGGCUGUGGAGUGCGACAAAUCAAUGAGUUCGAGGACGAGCUGUCACGGAUGAACGAGCUGAAGAGGCAGAAUCUUCAUCUAUUUGUGGAAGACGCUCGAGACAAGCUGCAAAGUCUCUGGGAUGCACUUUACUUUUCCGAGGACGAAAUGCUCGAUUUUACUCCGGCUUUCUCCGAGGUCUACAGUGAUGCGCUCCUGGAUGCCCACGAGCGCGAGAUUGGCCGUUUGGAGGCCUUGAGGGAGCAGCGUGCACCGACACUGGCUCUUGUAGACAGGCAUCGCGAGCUCAUCAAGGAGCGUGACGAGCUCCAAGCCUCUAGCCAAGAUGCUUCGCGGUUGAUGAUGCGCGGUCAGAAGGGCGAGAAACGUGACCCGGGCAAGCUUCUCAGAGAAGAAAAGAUGCGAAAGCGCAUCUCCAAGGAAUUGCCCAAGGUUGCGGCUGAGCUUCGCAAAGGCCUUGAGCAGUGGGAGGAUGAAUACGGACGACCGUUCCUUGUCCACGGAGAGAGAUAUCUUGAUCUUUUGGAGGACGGCGAUGCCAGGCCCGCUAUUCCGGCCCGCUCAAAAACACCUGCAGGCCCUCCUCCUUCGGCAUCAAAGAGAUCCGCGGCAGGUUCAGUCAGCCGGGCAAAUAGUGUUAUUAGCAGAGCUGGUACCAUCUCAAGGCCCAAGACUCCGGGUGCAAUGUCUAAUGGCACUGGCACCCUCAAGAGGGCACAGACAGUGAGCCACCCACCCAGCGCCAACAGUAACAGCCCGACAAGAUUGCCGCAGCGUGCACCUCUGUCCAAUCUUCUAAACGCUACGAACUCCCCGGAGAGACCAAGACCAGAGUCCCGUGCUGGUUACGGAACUCUGCGUGGCGCGCCGCCAAUGAUGCGAGCCCCUCCUCCGAAGAUGAGAGACCUCUUGCAAAGCCCGCCUCUGGAGGCACCCGCCAACCCGUAUAAGAACGCAGGCCUGAACUCCAGUGUCAUUGUGCGACCUAUUGAGCCAGAGGAUGUGUACGACAACCGGUUUUCUGAUGAGAGCUAUGGCCGUCAUUAUGGUAACGAGUCCUACGCCUCCCACGGAUCCAUCCGCCAAGUCGGCCGCCCUGACUACCCUCAAGCUCCCCCACCCCGACAGAUAUCCAAUACUUCUGGUUCCACAGUGUCUGAAUCUGAGAACUGGGAGACGUAUGACGAUGUCUCUGAACCCGAGGCAGACGUGUCCGAGACGUAUUACGCCAAAGUGCGUGCGGCACGAACCAUGCAAAUCACACCGGACGAGCCUUACUCGCACCUGCAGGCUUCUCAGAUUAAGCGUCCACGAGGAGUACCCGCCGAAGUAACACACGGCACUAUUGAUGCUGAAGGCAACAGAAUUCUCUCUGGAAGCGAGUGGACAGACGAGGAUGGCUUCUGA